AAAUUGACACAUCAACGGACAAAUGGUCUUCUUGUUUCUGUCGUGGGGUGCAACACCAAAGUAUCAUUGUUGUAACUGGCUGUAACAGUGUUACAGCCGCUGAUGAAGUAGAUUUAAGUGGCGGCUGACUCAUUAAGAUGUCUCGAGAGCAGUUGGUGGUGCAGCGGGCAAAGAAGGCCUUCCAGACAGGGAAAACCAAACCUCUGGAAUACAGGAUCCACCAGCUGAAAAGCCUAUAUCGUUUUGUCUCAGAGAGACGGAAGGACAUUGCAGAUGCUGUCAAAAGGGACCUGAACAAGAGUGAACAUGGGACAGAGCUGUUUGAAACUCUGGGACUCGAGGGGGAGAUCAACCUGGCUAUAGAGAGACUGGCAGAGUGGGCGGCACCACGGCCCGUAGAGAAGAACCUCCUCACCAUUGCAGAUAAUGUUUACGUCCAGCCGGAGCCGCUGGGAGUGGUGCUCAUCAUAGGAGCCUGGAACUACCCCUGGGCAGUCACCCUGCAACCCCUGGUUGGGGCCAUCGCUGCUGGUAAUGCAGCGAUAAUAAAGCCGUCAGAAGUCAGCCCUAAUUCAGCCAAGGUCAUGGAGGAACUCCUCCCUCUCUAUCUAGACAAGGAUCUGUACCCGGUGGUGACAGGUGGCGUGUCAGAGACCCAGGAGCUGCUGAAGCAAAGGUUCGACCACGUCUUCUACACAGGAAGCAGCGCGGUGGGCAAACUGGUGAUGCAGGCUGCAGCCCAACACCUCACCCCAGUCACUCUGGAGCUCGGAGGGAAGAGCCCCUGCUACAUCGACAAGAACUGUGACCUCGCUGUUGCAUGUCGCCGUAUCACGUGGGGGAAGUUUGUAAACUGUGGGCAGACAUGUAUCGCCCCGGACUAUAUUCUUUGUGAAUCCAGCAUCCAGAACCAAGUAGUGGAGGAGAUCAGGAAGAGCAUAAAGGAAUUCUACACAGAUAAUCCAAAGACCUUUGAGGAUUAUGGACGCAUUAUCAACAAGCGGCACUUUAAGAGGGUCAUGGCUCUCAUGGAGGGGAGCACAGUUGUCAUCGGUGGAGAAAGUGAUGAAUCCGAGUGCUAUAUAGCCCCCACUGUGCUGAAAGAUGUGACAGCCGAGUCAAGGGUGAUGCAGGAGGAGAUCUUUGGGCCGGUGCUGCCCAUCAUUACAGUGAGCGGUGUUGACGAGGCCAUCCAGUUUAUUAAUGAGAGAGAGAAGCCGUUGGUGGUGUACGUCUUCUCCCCUGACAACAAGCUCGUCAGGAGGGUAAUAGCUGAGACGUCCAGUGGAGCCCUGCUGGCUAAUGACUGUCUGGUCCACUUCUGCGUCAGUGCUCUGCCCUUUGGAGGAGUUGGUAACAGUGGGAUGGGCUGCUACCACGGCCGGCACAGCUUCAACCAGUUCAGCCACCUGCGCAGCUGUCUGAUCAAGAAACUGAAAUUGGAGAGCAUCAACAACAUGCGCUACCCGCCACACACCGCCAGCAAGAUGACCUGGGCGCGAUUCUUGCUCCUCAAGCAAAUUAAUUUGGGCAAGCUGCGACGCAUGGCCCUGCUGGUGGCGUUUGCUGCCUUGACUGCAGUUAUUGUUCAGAGGUUCUUGAAAUGAGGCUGAGGAGCGGAAACCGGUGGCCUCAGUUUGACUUUGUGGUGGUACUGUGGGACGUCUGCGAUGACAGCGACUCUACAUUAUGCAAUAUGGCACUGCUUAUGGUUCAGAUCACUGGAUAAAAAUCACUGUUGAAUGAUGCAUGUUAUUUUUCAUUUUUGAAAAUAUGUCCUAACAUUUCACCUCUUUCAAACAAGAAGUCACUCAAAUGUUUUAUGAACAUCUCCGUUACAUGUAAAUAGUAUGGAUAUUUUAUCAUAUUUCUUAUCCUGGAAAAUGCAGAGUUUAUUGAAAAUAAUAAAUACUACAUGACUCUAGUGAGCUAGUUACAGUCCUCUUUUCCUACCAGUUGUGCUGAAUGUAUGUAUUUAUGGAAGACAAAGGGAUACGCUCAGAAAAAGAUGAUACAGUUUCACCUCAUGCAUGUCUUAUAGACUAGAUGGCAUUACUGACAGAAUCUUUCAACUGUAUUAUUUUACAGUAUGAUAUGUUUUAAUAUGUGAAGCUGUUUUUUACGGAAGCGUAUUGCUGCCACGCCAGAAAACAUGACAAUAUAUAUUGUUAAAACAUGAAACUUAUCACAUUAUAACCUUAUAAUAUCUAUUGUUAAAACAUGAAACAUUUCACAUUAUAGUGUGAUAAUUUACUGUUAGGUCUGUGUCUUGUUAGAACAUGAAACUCCCAUGACACGAUGUGCGGACGGAUUAAUUGAGGAAUAUGGCUCAUAUACAUAAACAUUCUGUUUAAUGCUUGGGCUGAAACGUGGUGAGAUUCUGCUGUUAUUGAGGACGGUGGAUGAUAUUGUGACGAUUAUGCGUACAUUAAGGAGGAUUUUAAAAUGCACGGGGCUGGACAGAAGAAUGAAUGAGUCCGACCCUCUGGAGGUGGCUCCAUGGAUACAAACUCCACCAUCUAAGCUUUCACGUCUUAAGAAUAUAUAGUAUAUAUCACGUUAUAAUGUGAUAAGUUUCAUGUUAUAACAUGAUAUGUUAUCAUGUUAUAACGUGAUACUGGUACAUAUUUUUUUUCUGGCGUGGCAGCAAUACGCUUCCGUAGGUUUUGAUGUUAUUUGCAAAUAUAAAUCCGCAAAAUAAUCUAGAUAACAUUGUAUUGCCGUUGACAUUUGGAAAUUAUUUUUCCGCUGAUGCAAAGUGGUUUACCAAAUGUAAAGGUGAAUAAAGUGGCAUAUUAUUAACAAGG
This is a messenger RNA of Myripristis murdjan (pinecone soldierfish), 2807 nucleotides long. It is a transcript of the gene aldh3a2a, whose product is annotated as aldehyde dehydrogenase 3 family, member A2a. Bases 138 to 1607 code for a protein of 489 amino acids. Gene Ontology annotation, cellular component: cytoplasm. Lineage: Eukaryota; Metazoa; Chordata; Actinopteri; Holocentriformes; Holocentridae. Gene Ontology annotation, biological process: aldehyde metabolic process. The transcript has 11 exons. The record is from RefSeq and is a predicted model, not a curated record. Gene Ontology annotation, molecular function: 3-chloroallyl aldehyde dehydrogenase activity; aldehyde dehydrogenase (NAD+) activity.